Molecule: messenger RNA, 1327 nt
Organism: Podospora pseudocomata
Lineage: Eukaryota; Fungi; Ascomycota; Sordariomycetes; Sordariales; Podosporaceae
Exons: 2
Coding region: 1-207 (68 amino acids)
Source: RefSeq, a predicted model, not a curated record
AUGCCAGGCAACACAAGCCAGCCAUCAAGACAGCACCCGAGACAGAUAAUAUCAGUACCAUCAGGUGAAAUACAAACCAGUCGAUACCCAUUCCCUUCCAAGCGCGCGCGCCGCACCGACAAGAAACCCAAGCCCAUCUAUCCAUCCACUGGUCUGCAGUUCUCAAGGUGGUGGUGGUGGUGGUGCUGUUCCGUCCGGCGGUGGUAAACCACAUAAAAUCCUCUCCAGCCAAUCACGCCCUCCCACGUCAAUACGGCCCAGGGUCCCUCCUCCCCUCAGAAUUUCAAAAAACUAAAUUUGGGAAAAAGGUUUACAUCUUUUUCUUCCCUUUUAUAUAGAAGGUUUCUCGAGUCCCGUCCCGUUCCCAUUUUCUUUUUCCCCAAGUCUUCUUUUUCCCACAUGUCGUGGUUUUCCCUCGAACCCGUCCAUGUGUGAAUAUUGGGGAGCAUCGUCUAAGCGCCCUCUCAACACACACACCCCCUGUCUCGAUUUCCCCUCCUCCUACCCUACAGACUCACCUCGUCACACAUGCCAUUGCUUGGCACAGAAUCUCGAAAACGUUGCUCUCAGAGAUACACGCAAAGGCACUACUCUACAGCACAAUUGAAGAACGACCCGCUCGGUUUGCCAUAUCAUCAUCAUACGUCGUCAAAGAUUAAAUGUGAUGGUGGUGGUUCCAUGAAACAGCCACGCAAGAAACAAAACAAAAAGAUCAAAAAUACAUCGAGCUAUCCAAUACACCGAGGCUUCGCGCCAGUUCCUCUUCCCCGAAAUACGCACAAAAAAGACAAGAAAACGCCCUGGCCCGCUGAUAACCCAUUCCGUCCAUCCCAACUGCCCCGAGAAAAAAGUGACAGGCGCCACUUUCAUAUGUUGCUGUAUGAGUUAUGUUGCUAAUCAUGCCCCCUUAGCCUUGCGGCUCCUGUCUGGACCCAGCUAGGCGCUGGGCGAUGUGUCGUAUAUCACAGAAACGAAAUCAUUUUUUGCUGCGAAUUGGAACGUCAGUUCUGAGAGUCGGUCGUCGCCCCCCCAGAUGAACCUUUUCUUCACGAAAAUGCCGGGCGAAAACGAUGAAACGGACGUCCCUUCGAGUCUACACAGUGAACAAGCCAACUGAAUCCAACCUCGCCAGAUGUCCACAAUGACAAAUGGUCCAUGUCAGAAAUGAGAUGGCUCACCUGUUGGCAAACUUCAUCAGCCACUGGAGAACCGCCUCCAGAUUGGUUUCCUCCUUUGCCGAGAUGCCAUAGCACGACACCUCUCGAUGCGCAAUGUUCUUGAGAUCCAUGGCGUCGAUGAGCUCAUCCACGGUGAGCUUGUUUGGAAG